GUCAUUGCAUUUAUCGAGCCUUGGCCCGUUUUUCAAUAGACGACAUCUUCCGCGUCUCAGAUUCGUCUCCAAAAUCAAUCUCCGAUUGUAUCCCUGAAAUAUUCAGACUAGAAUAACAAUGCUGUAAAAUUUUGCUCCAUUGAAUCUGAUUUGAUAUUUUUAAGGCACUAUUGGACUCACUUCAGGGCUAGCAAGCUCAGAGUAAGGUGGUAAAAUAAAAACAGAUGAAGCCGAGACUGGUGCAAUCUUUGCCUUCUACAUGUACAUGUACUGUACAGUAUACACGUACAGUGUACAUCGUGAUACAGUACUGCUAAUGAAUAUGACCUCCGUCCGAGGGUAUAUCCUCGCAAACCCUUACUUCAAUAACUAGCGUUUCCCUCAGUACCUUCUCGUAGGGGUGUCUUGCACAAAUCAGUGAAAGGGAAACCAUCAGCAUGGGAGAAGGAGGCAAUGAAAACAAGUUUGGGAAGAAGCAAUUUCAGGAGCAUGGCCCCAAGACUAGCGCCAAGAAAUGGACUGACAGGGACAACAACCCAUGCGUAGCAGAAGCUGAUGCAUCCUACAAGUGUCUCCAUGAAACUAACUUUGACAGGAAGUCAUGCCAGACAUAUUUUGUCAAUUACCAAAACUGCCAACGAUUUUGGAUGAACAUUUCAAAAGAGAGGCGGAGACUUGGGAUAAAACCAUCACUUCCACCUCCUGAGGAAAGGGACAGAAUACUGCAGGAGAUGGGAUAGGAACUAUGGUACAUGUACUGGCAAGGGAUGUCACAUUGAUGUUCUGCCGGACACUUUACGGACAAAGGGCUUUGGAGGAUGCCUUACAUUAUCAGCAGAGACUCUAAAUGGAGUGAACUUGAGGGUGCCAUUUUUAUAUCAAAGGGGAGACUUUUGAGAUCCUUUAUGGCAGCAAAUACACCUGUCUCAUAUGACCAGUCAACUAUUGUGUGCGUCACGUUUAAGCAUGCUAGAAAUGAUGCCAACAAGAGUGCACUGAUUGAUGAUGUAGGACUGGUAUGUUUACCAGGACCAAGAGUCUGACAAGUCUUCCAUUAGCUUGGCAUUCCUGGGGGAGUUGCUGUGUUGCUGACCUCAACUAUGGUAGUGUUUGUACUACAAAGCAUGGGCCAGUCGUUUGGAGAAUGUACAUGUUACUUUGUAGCAGGCCAGGGUUAAGUUGUCAUGAAGGCAAGUCAGGGGGGAAAAAAUCCAAUGUAUUCAACAAACGGUAACUUAAGGUUUACCUUGAUUUUUUUAUGAGGUACCUCACAGUUAAACCUUGAGUUAUCCCAUGUUUAAGUUUGCAUUCUCCCCAUAAUUCCCACUAAAAUUUAACCAUGACAAUAUAAAGUGGAAUAAACCAAAAUGAAUGAUGAAAAAAUUCA
Acanthaster planci (crown-of-thorns starfish) is the source of this 1387-nucleotide messenger RNA. RefSeq names its product coiled-coil-helix-coiled-coil-helix domain-containing protein 7-like. NCBI's taxonomy places the organism in Eukaryota, Metazoa, Echinodermata, Asteroidea, Valvatida, Acanthasteridae. The record is from RefSeq and is a predicted model, not a curated record. Gene Ontology annotation, cellular component: mitochondrion. Gene Ontology annotation, biological process: mitochondrial respiratory chain complex assembly.